Molecule: messenger RNA, 4819 nt
Organism: Vombatus ursinus (common wombat)
Lineage: Eukaryota; Metazoa; Chordata; Mammalia; Diprotodontia; Vombatidae
Gene: GAB3
Product: GRB2 associated binding protein 3
Exons: 10
Coding region: 82-1842 (586 amino acids)
Source: RefSeq, a predicted model, not a curated record
GGAGUGGAGGCUGGAGGCUGGAGGCUGAGUCUGGAGGCCAGAGGCUGGCCACUUGGAGGACAAGAGGACAAGGUGAAGACAAUGAGCACUGGCGAUGUGGUUUGCACCGGCUGGCUCAUCAAGUCGCCCCCUGAAAGGAAGCUCAAGAGAUAUGCCUGGCGGAAGCGCUGGUUUGUGUUGCGGCAUGGUCGGAUGAGUGGGAAUCCUGAUGUUCUGGAGUACUAUCGGAGUGACCAUUCAAAGAAGCCUAUUCGAGUGAUUGACCUGAGUGAGGGUGAGGUGCGCAAGUAUGCAGGGCCAGACUUCAUUCGGAGGGAAUUUCAGAAUGACUAUGUGUUUGUUGUCAAGACCAUCUACCGAACUUUCUACCUGGUGGCCAAGACAGAAGAGGAAAUGCAUAUCUGGGUGCACAAUAUCAGCCAGAUCUGUAACUUUGGACAUGGGACCAACAGCGCAGAUUCUGCAGAGAGCCUUUCCCAUAUCACCUCAUCUCCUCAGCCUUCCCCAGCCAGCUCCUUCCGUGUGUCUCAUGUAGCCAACUCCUCUUUUAAUGCUGAUGACUCUACCACAGCUGCCUUCCCUGCUAAGGAAGCCAGAACUGACCUCGAAGCUCUCUCCUUGCCUGACUAUCUGGUUCUGGCCCACUGCGAGACGAGAAAACUCAAUCCCAGCAGCAGAUGUGAUGCCUGGUCAAAUUCAGACCGAUCCCUGGAACAAACUUCAUCUGAUGAGGUCUUUGUUGACUCCCUUCAGCCUCAGGCAUCCAAUCACAUGUUGCCCUCUUUGUGCAGUGGGAAUGAACUUCAGGAUAUGGCGCCCCCUGGAGGCCAUGCUGCUCUGGCUGGCUGUAUCAAUUUCAGUGGACCAUCCAGUGACUGCUCAUCACCUUUGCCUUUGCUGGGGAGCCCCUUAGCCCCCACCUUUCAGGUGGCCAAGGGCCCAGCCAUGUUUUCCUGUGGAAUAACAGGAGAAGACAUACCAAACACUCCACCCCCUCGUCCUCCCAAACCAAGCCAUUUCAUGGAACAGCGCCAGGAAGAGAGGCCUCUGUGGGAUGGCCAUAGCAGCAGCAGGAGGACUCAGUGGGUUGGAGUUCCAAGAAGAAUCUCCUUGUCCAGUUUAGAUGCUGUCAGAAGCUGUAGAGCUGACAGAGAAGGCAGUUCCCUGCGAUGCCACUGGGACAAGAGGCUCAGUUUGAAUUUGCCCUGUCGGUUCACCUUGCCACCAUCCUCCCUCCCAGGGAGCUCUGAAGACAGUUAUGUCCCCAUGCAUCCCAGCAUCUCCUCUGCUGGCUCUGGACCAGAAAGCAAUGCUGAUGGUUACAUUGCAAUGAGCAGCCUUGAGAGACUUUCCAGCCCCCUGGCAGAGCUUCCCACAGACCUGGAGCCACCCCCAGUGAAUCGAGACCUGAAGCCCCGAAGGAGAUCACGCCCACCCCCUCUGGACCUGGGGAACCUCUCUACUAUCCGGGAGCAUUCAGCUUUGACCAGGACUUGGACUGUGCCUUACAACCGAACCAGCUUUCUCUCUCCAGAAAGAGAUGGGAUUAAUUCUGCAAGAUUAUUUGCCAAUUCAGUUUCCGGAGAAGAGGAAGAAAGUUACAUUCAAAUGGAACACAGACAAGGACACUCCCCUUGUGAGGGCACUUUUUCUUGGCCAAAGAAAUUCAGCCUUGAUUAUUUAGCCUUGGAUUUUAAUCCAGCUUCUCCAUCUCCAGUGCUCAAGAAACCUUUGAUUUCAGAAGAGCAUCGAGUUGACUAUGUCCAAGUAGAUGAGCAGAAAACUCAAGCCCUGCAGAACACUAAGCAGGAAUGGACUGAUGAGAGGCAGGCCAAAGUGUGAAGAAAGCAGGCCUGGGGCAUGCUUGAAGGUGCGCCUUUGUUGUGUGCCCCACUGAGGCUGCAAUGCCAGAGGACCUAGGGAUGAGGUAGAAAUGGUCUAGUGGAUGAGAACUGGCCCUUCAGUCAGAGGGGUAAUGGGACAUACUGGUUGGGGUCAGGAAAGGCUGUGUUUGAAUCCUGCCUCAGACACUUCCUACCUGUGUGACUUGGGCAAGACACUCUCACCCUCUCCAUGCUUCAGUAAAAUGAAGAGGUUGGACUUCAUGACUUCAAGGAUCCCUUCCUCCAACUCAGUCUAGGAUCCUGUGAUACUUAUAACAAGAUUCUACAGUUGGUUGUCCAUUUAAUAGUAACUGUCAUCAUGGAUUGUUGUCAAUAGCACAGAGUUAAUGCCCUGCCCAGCCUUCAGAAGAUAACAGCAGGGAAGAGAGGGCCAAGGAGUCCAAGAGCCUGGAUCUUGAGUCCCAUGGGCAUUCUGAUCAUCCUUUGCACUCCUUGGACUAUCUAGUGAAGGCGCCCCUCUCAUGAGGUAGGAUCAUGGUCAGAGCCCAGGGAUGAACCAGGCAGGGUUGAGCUGGGAGAGAGAAGAAGCAACCUACUGCAGCCUACAGAGAAUUCUGCUGGUAACCUGUCUGCCCUAGGCUCUGGAGCUACCCUAUGGGCUUCCUGGACAUAAGCUAUGAGGAGUCAGACCUGAGACUUUGCUACAAUGCCUCUCUCUGGCAGUACCCGCUGGCCUACCACCCCAGGUGCACCAGAUCCACUUAUGCUGGUCGCAGAUAUUGCCAUUGUGAUACAAGUGUUGAGGCCUGAGCAUCUACAAGGGCUAAGGCCAAGAGAAUGGAAGCAUCAGAGCAGGGAGAGGUGGAGGACCUACAGGCAAGCCCAGCUCUGUAGGUGAAAUUGGGCAAAGGUGCUUUUCUCUUCCUGGGCCCCAUUUCCUCAUCUGUAAAAUGAGGGAUCAAACUAGAUUGUCUAGAAGGUCUGUACCAGCUUUGAAUCCAUGGGCACAUGUGAGUGUGAAUGUGUGUGUGUGUGUGUGUGUGUGUGUGUGUGAGGGAGAGAGAGAGAGAAUGAGAAUAUGUGUGUGUGAGACAGGAUGAUAUAAAGGAGAGAAGGUUGGCUUUGGAGUCAGGAAGACCUGUCUCUGACACACUGACUGUGUGUCCAUGGGCAAGUCACUUAUUUGUUACUGUCAUUUAUAGUCUCUAAGACUAUAAAUUACUAACAUGGUCAAUCUGCAUUGACAGAGGGAUUUUGUAUACUAGGAGUCCCCCACACUGUUGAAAUCACAAAUAUGAACUGAAACACACACACACACACACACACUGAAAGAAAAGAAAACCUCAAAAAGUCAAACCUCAAAUUUGUAUUUUCCUCCAGGUUUGUUUAGGAAUACAUGUGGAAUAUUGGGAGAAGGGAGAGAAUUGGGGUAGCUUUUCCAAGCAAUUGAAUGAGAAUAUUCUGUUUUCAGCUCUUGGGACUGGAGUAUUACAUUGUAUUUAUUGUUUCUACCCACUUUUAAAGAUGGAAUUGUAGAAUAUCAGGACUAGAAGGAACGUCAGGUUUAACUUUAGUUCACUCCUCUCAUUUUAUAGAGAAGGAAAACCGAGAAGCCCAGAGAAGUGACUAGACUUGCCCAAGAUCACCAAUUUUGCCCAUGGCUUAUUUGCCCUCCCCCUCCACCCCAGCCAAGGACUCUGGGCUUGCACAACCCAUGUUCCAUCCUGAGGUCUUGACCUAGUGGGUCAACUUCUCUUCUUUUGGUUAUUUGUCCCUCCCCACUUCCCCAUGCCUCCCCAGUUAAUAUAGGAAAUUCUCCAAAGUAAAGCCUCAGUGUAGUUUGUGUAGAGGUUCCCCAAAUAUGUGUAAUGGGAGUCACCAACUCCCAGGCAGUCACUCAGUGUACAAUAUGGUUAUUGGCAAUAUCGGUUGUGGGAGAACCAUUGUUCACUCCCCACAGAAAAGCCACAAGGUAAAGAUUCUCAGGAGCUCGUUAACAAAUACAGGAAUAUUAAACAUUCAAAGAUCCUCUCAGCUUUCCCUCUACCACCACUCACAAAGGGAACUGGACUUGGGUUUGCCAUCAGGGCAGUCCUCUGUCACUUCAAUAAAACUCUUUCUCAGUGAAUCCUACCCACACAAUCUCCUCAAGACGCAUAGCACCACUAUGGAUUCGACUCCUUAAAAAGUCAACAUGUGUUGGAACUUGCUGAACAAGCAAAACCCUUCUCUCUGAACUUGGAUUGUCCAAGUCGUGGUCUGGCUUUGCUCUCCAAGUAGGAUACUAAGCAAGGACCAUGUGGACUUCCUUCUUGAAAAGGUAUACUGCAUCACCUUCUUUAGGUGAAGGGCCUCAAUUCUUGAACUCAGGAACUCUCAAACUUGGAGUUAGCCACAAGGUAACUCUCAAAGCUGGUGCUACACAGAAAAUCUCUUUCUCUACUAGAAGACUAUAUUCCAGGAUGCUGCUGCCUAAGAAACUCAAAUACCGCCCCUUCCAUAUACACACACACACACUCACACACUGCCUUCCGCUUUACACAAGAGGCUGGAAUUCAAGAAGCUUGUCCUUGAACUUGUCUUUCAAGCUGUGGGCAAGCAUGUCUCCCCCUACUGUGUGCUUCUGCUAUAAGUUGCCAUUGCUCUUCCUGGUGCUGAUGAGGUGGGAAUGGGGAUAGAAAGAGAGAAAUCCCUUCCCCCUUCCCCUUGCUACAUUUUGUCAGAAGAUUCAGUGGAAAAGGUGAGUCCCCAAGAACUGAAAGUCCCAAAGAAUCAGGUCAGCUUGCUUUUAUAGGCCAUGAUGAGGCAUUGCUGUUCUUCAGUCAGGGAAUAGUAGUUCUCUGUCCAUGAGUUGCCUUCAGAUCAUGGCCAAUGCUCUAUAAUAUAUCAUUGGUUUGAUUGGGGAAUUCCAAUUUGAUCAGUGACUUUUUGUAGCCUAUCAUCUCAUCAAUUUGACAAAAUUAACCAUUGGUUUA